Molecule: messenger RNA, 813 nt
Organism: Beta vulgaris subsp. vulgaris (sugar beet)
Lineage: Eukaryota; Viridiplantae; Streptophyta; Magnoliopsida; Caryophyllales; Amaranthaceae
Exons: 2
Coding region: 1-813 (270 amino acids)
Biological process (GO): DNA integration
Molecular function (GO): nucleic acid binding
Source: RefSeq, a predicted model, not a curated record
AUGACGAUCGGAUUACGGAGCUUCGAGGUCAAGUUAGUGCCGAGAGCGGAGAACAUAGCGGCAGAUGCCCUAUCUAAGCUGACAAGCUCUAGUACCAGCGACAAGAAGCGGAGUGUGAUGGUGGAAACAUUAGCGGAGAGGAGCAUCGACAACCUCCCGCCCACCAUAAACACCAUCAGCCAGAGCACAAAAUGGUAUGACGACAUACUGGCUUAUAAGCUGGUAGGAACUCUCCCCGAGGAUAAGAUGGCGGCCAAGAAGCUCAAGAGAGACUCACCCUGGUUUGGGAUUCCUAUGGGAAUUGUCAUGGACCACGGCGUCCAAUUCGAUUGGGGACCCAUCAGGGACUUCCUGAGACCAUACGACAUAAAGUUCGCAUACUCGUCGGUAUGCCAUCCUCAGAGCAAUGGGCAGGCAGACGCCGCCAACAAACAGAUCCUGAACGCAUUAAAGAAGAGGCUGGACGAUCUGAAAGGCCCCUGGGCAGACAUGGUUCCGGCUGUAUUAUGGUCGAACAGAACCACUGAGAAGGAAGCUACCGGCGAAACUCCUUUCACACUAGCUUUUGGAACGGAAGCGCUGUUGCCGGUCGAAGUAGGUCUACCCAGUUGGCGCAUCCUGAACUCUAAUCCAGAACUGAACGAGGAAUUGCACAAGGAAAAGCUGGACCUCCUACCAGAAGUUAGGCUUGCCGCCGAACUCAAGUCGGCAGCAUAUAAAGAUCGGAUCAUCAAAGCCUACAACAAGCGAGUACGAAGUCGGCCCAUUGCAAGAGGAGACUUAGUACUCAGGCAAACAACAGCUACUAGAUAA